GCGCGACGAGCCCCACUGCAACUGCGUAGCGCGAACUUGAGCGAGCGAUCUCAGGGGCGGGCAGGCGGGCGAGCGAGGGAGUGAUUGAGUGAGAGAGUGGCGCCGGUGGCGAGCAGAUGGUUCGAUGCUUUUCUAGGAAUGACUUAAAGUGACAUGCUCUGCCCUCGACUGGUGAAUUUCGCCACACGUCAAGGCCACUACAACUCGACAUGGUCUCGUGGGUUGUGAGCAAGACUUUGGACAGCGUGUACAAUCGUUCGGACGGAAAGGCCGAAGGUAGCGCAAGUUGAAAUAAACGGAGAGUUGCAGUGCGACGCCGGAGUCGGGUGGGAAGUGGUGCGUUUGAGGAGGUUGGGUGAGGAGCUGUAGGAACGGACACGUGUUGGAGUAAGGAGAAGAACCUGAUGUUGCAAUCCUGUCUGCCUUACAAGCCAGUCAUGUGGAAUGACCUCUUCAGUGGGGCAGACCACAACUUGUCGAAGUCCUGUGUGGCACAGCAGCCGACCUCCACCUUGCCAACCACGUUUCCAGGACGGGAAGGCACGAGCGGCAAGGAUGGCGUGAGGAGCGAGGCGUUUUCAAUGGGGAGCAUGGACGUGGGGGUCCUGAUGGCGGAUCCGUACACGGAGGAGGAUGUGGAGAUUCUGGCAACGGGGUGCAACUUCCCGGCAUACGAUGCGGAGGAGGCGGAGGAAGAGCUGCCGCUGUUCGGGUAUGCGAGCGAGGUUGUGAAACCAGGGUACAGCUGGGAGCCGUGCUUCGGGAAUCUGGAGGAUGUGGACGAUCUGCUGAGCUCGGGACCGGAGUCGUGUUUCGGGGCAGCAGCCGGCGGAGGCGAGAAGGCAGAGAAUGGCGUGCAAGUGCGUCAUUCGGAAUCACGGUCAUGGAGCGAGCGUGGUGGAGCGGCGGAAGGGGUGGUGGAUGGCGCACUGGUGGGAAUGAGCGCGGAAGUGGUCGGAGGCGGCGGCGGUGGAGUUGCAGUGAGAGGCGAAGACGAGAAGGGCGAGGCGGGGAGGAGAAGGGCGGAAUGCGGGGAGGAGCGAUGGGGCGGUCCAGCAUCAGUGGCGCGGUGCAUAGCGAGGCAGUGCGUGCUGGACGGGGAGGGUAUGGGUGCAGAUGCGGUGUCGUCGACGAUGACCGGGGACGGUUGCGUGAGCAUGGACACGUCGGGAGACGGGUCGCCUUGCGUUGUGCGGUCGGAGUUGGAAAAGGCCAGCAUCGCUCAGGCUCAGAGGGCGAGACGGCACGCCGCGAGCCGGAAGCGGAUGGAAGAGAGAGGUGGGUCUGGUCCGGUGGAGGCGUUCAGUCAGUUUCAGGAGGCGGCCCCCGCGUCACAAAUGCAGUUCGUGGAGUUCCAGCGACAGUCUCCGUUCCAACCCGCGAUGGGGGAGCCGCAUCCGGAGUUCCGACGGCGGGUACCGGGGGAUUCUAGGAGUCGUGGAUCGGGUGGGAGCAGCGGGAACAUGUCGAGUGAGGAGAAGGUGGAGAAGCUGCGGUACUUGCAGGGGAUGCAGACGGUACGGGUGGCGGUGGAGCAGCCGCAUUCGGGGAUGGAGUCAGGUGGAGGAGUGGGACAGGCGAGGGGGAUGUCGACGCAAGUGGAGGUGGGGACAGCGAGUGGGAGCGAGAUGAGGGCGGCGGGAAUGGAGGGGGGGUAUUCGCCGUCGCUGUCGGUGGGGCAAACAAGCUUGGAGUCGACGUCGGAGGAAGAGAACAGGGCGAUGGAAGGAGCGGUGCUGGGGCGACUGCAGGAGACGUUAAAUCGUUGCAAGUGGAGACGAAGCUGUGCAUCCGGGACGCACUGUACAGAUUAG
Physcomitrium patens is the source of this 1814-nucleotide messenger RNA. NCBI's taxonomy places the organism in Eukaryota, Viridiplantae, Streptophyta, Bryopsida, Funariales, Funariaceae. The record is from RefSeq and is a predicted model, not a curated record.